UGACUGUACAGAGAUGGUAAACCCUAGGCAAACCGGUAACACACCGACAGAGUCGAUGAGACGUCAACGGCCGCUGGGCAAACUCGGACUAAAGCGACUAGAAUAAAAUACACAUUUUCGACUCGGCAGCGGAUAUUCAUCUAUAAACUUCAUAUGUGAGUGUAUGUCUUUAUAUUAUAGGAGACUGGCACUUUAGAAGACACUGCGAAUGGUUCGAGGCUCCUGACAAACUCUGUUUCGCGACGGCUGUUAAAAAUACUUUUCUCCAGAGUCUUUUGGAUUGUCAGCUGGUAGCAAUCACGGAUCUACGACAAACUGUAGGAGACACGGUUGGGAUUUCGUGCCUUUUGGUUGACUGACUUGUUACUGGCUGGGUGGAGCUCCGAGCAGAGCAGAACCUCCGAGCGGCCCGCUUCAGCUCCCGCGGUAGGAGCCGGGUGUAAUUCGGGACAUUCAGCGGCUUUAAACAAACACCAUUUGGCCGGUAUUUGAUCCCCUGGAGCCGGCUAUAAUCCGGGCAGAGACCCCAUGAAUGGAAAUCGGAACUACAGGAGCCGUUGGGGCUGCGCCCCUGUUCUCCGUACCUCGGAGGCCAGGCUAUGGCACCAUGGGGAAGCCCAUCAAGCUGCUGGCCAACUGCUUCCAGGUGGACAUCCCCAAAAUGGAUGUCUACCUGUACGAUGUGGACAUCAAGCCCGAAAAGUGCCCACGUCGUGUUAACAGGGAGGUGGUGAAUUCCAUGGUGCAGCACUUUAAGGUGACAAUCUUUGGGGACAGAAGACCAGUGUAUGAUGGCAAGAAAAGCCUCUACACCGCCCAACCGUUACCAGUGGCCACAGCGGGGGUGGACUUGGAUGUGACCUUGCCAGGUGAAGGUGGGAAGGACAGGCUGUUCAAGGUCACCAUUAAGUUUGUGUCACUGGUCAGUUGGCAUUUGCUGCAUGAGGUCCUGACUGGGCGGAGCACAUCUGAUCCUCUGAACCUGGAUAAGCCAAUCAGCACCAAUCCCGUACACGCUGUAGAUGUUGUUUUGCGCCAUCUGCCAUCUAUGAGGUACACUCCGGUGGGACGAUCUUUUUUCUCCUCCCCUGAGGGCUAUGAUCACCCACUGGGUGGGGGGAGGGAGGUGUGGUUUGGCUUUCACCAGUCAGUGCGACCAGCUAUGUGGAAGAUGAUGUUAAACAUUGAUGUGUCUGCUACUGCAUUCUACAAAGCUCAGCCUGUCAUUCAGUUCAUGUGUGAGGUUUUGGAUAUCCACAACAUCGAUGAGCAGCCUCGACCUCUUACUGAUUCCCAUAGAGUCAAAUUCACCAAAGAAAUCAAAGGUCUAAAGGUGGAGGUCACCCACUGUGGCACCAUGCGGAGGAAGUACAGGGUGUGUAAUGUUACUCGUCGACCAGCAAGCCACCAGACGUUUCCUUUACAGUUGGAAAAUGGUCACACCGUGGAGAGAACAGUGGCACAAUACUUCAGGGAAAAGUACAACUUGCAGCUCAAGUAUCCCCAUCUGCCCUGCCUACAAGUGGGGCAGGAGCAGAAACACACAUACCUGCCUUUGGAGGUGUGCAACAUUGUGGCAGGCCAACGCUGCAUUAAAAAAUUAACAGACAACCAAACCUCCACCAUGAUCAAAGCCACAGCCCGCUCAGCACCGGACAGACAAGAGGAGAUCAGCAGACUGGUGCGCAGUGCCAACUACAACUCGGACCCCUUUGUGCAGGAGUUCCAGUUCCGUGUGCGGGAUGAGAUGGCGGAGGUGACGGGUCGUGUCCUGCCCGCCCCUAUGCUGCAGUAUGGCGGCAGGGUGAGCUCUGAACAAUUUAUGAAUCGUACAGUGGCCACCCCAAGUCAUGGUGUGUGGGACAUGAGAGGCAAGCAGUUUCAUACUGGUGUGGAGAUCAAGAUGUGGGCCAUUGCUUGCUUUGCCACUCAGAGACAAUGCAGAGAGGAAGUUCUCAAGGGGUUUACAGACCAGCUGCGGAAGAUUUCUAAGGAUGCAGGGAUGCCCAUACAGGGCCAGCCAUGUUUUUGCAAAUAUGCUCAGGGAGCAGAUAAUGUGGAGCCCAUGUUCCGCCACCUGAAAAACACCUAUGCUGGCCUCCAACUCAUCAUCGUCAUAUUGCCUGGGAAAACUCCUGUCUACGCGGAAGUGAAACGGGUUGGAGACACUCUUCUGGGAAUGGCCACUCAGUGCGUUCAGGUGAAGAAUGUGGUCAAAACCUCCCCUCAGACCCUCUCCAACCUCUGUCUCAAGAUCAACGUCAAACUGGGUGGCAUCAACAAUAUACUGGUACCCCAUCAGCGCCCAUCUGUGUUCCAGCAGCCUGUUAUUUUUCUGGGAGCUGAUGUCACUCAUCCACCCGCAGGAGACAGCAAGAAACCCUCCAUUGCAGCUGUGGUGGGCAGCAUGGAUGCUCACCCCAGCAGGUACUGUGCCACCGUCCGUGUCCAGAGGCCCAGACAGGAGGUGAUUCAGGACCUGGCAUCCAUGGUGCGAGAGCUGCUCAUUCAGUUCUACAAGUCCACCCACUACAAACCCACCAGAAUCAUCUUCUACAGGGAUGGUGUGUCUGAGGGACAGUUCAGACAGGUGCUGUACUACGAGUUGCUGGCCAUACGUGAAGCUUGUAUCAGCCUUGAGAAGGAUUAUCAACCGGGAAUUACCUACAUCGUCGUACAGAAACGCCACCACACUCGCCUGUUCUGCGCUGACAACGCUGAGAGGGUGGGCCGCAGUGGUAACAUACCAGCAGGUACCACAGUGGACACUGAUAUCACCCAUCCAUAUGAAUUUGACUUUUAUCUGUGCAGCCAUGCUGGAAUACAGGGUACAAGCCGACCAUCACACUACCACGUGCUGUGGGAUGACAACUGCUUUACAGCCGAUGAGUUCCAGCUAUUGACCUACCAGUUAUGCCACACAUAUGUACGCUGUACCCGCUCCGUUUCAAUCCCUGCGCCUGCCUACUAUGCCCACUUAGUGGCCUUUAGAGCCCGCUACCAUUUAGUGGAUAAAGAGCACGACAGUGCGGAGGGCAGUCACGUGUCGGGCCAGAGUAAUGGCCGAGAACCCCAGGCCCUGGCCAAAGCUGUGCAGAUCCAUCAUGACACCCUGAGGACCAUGUACUUUGCUUAGCCCAGUCACCACAGACCUGUCAGUCUCUGGUCAUCAUGCACUUAGUGGAGGAGGCCUUCUCCCAAUCACAGGCUGCUAAAGAGAACCAAAUGUAGAACUUACAGGAGGAACCUGCACUGUAAUGAAAUAGAAAAACAGCCAAUCUUUCCAGUAUGCUUAGCUCACUGAUUGUUUUUAAUAUGUAGAUUGCAGCUAUACCAUUAUUUAUUAGAUUCAUAGAUCUGUAUAACUUUUAAUUUUAGAUCACAAAACCAAGCUUAAAAAGGUUUGCUUCAUCAGCUCGUUCUAGAUCACCAAUGAGGCAUUAUGUCUUCAGGACCAGAUUGAUGAGCCCUACUUGUCUGGAUUUGUCCUUCUACACAGUUUUGUUUCACAACUAAUCAUACACGCAUGAAGUUGGGCAUCAGCAUCGUCAGGUUCAGUUGAGAAUGACAGGCAGGUGUGUUCAAAUGGAGUUAAAACUUAUCUUAGGAACCACUUUUGGUUUAGGAUUAGUAUUUUAUUAGGUUUGGUGAAGUCGGUCGUUGGAGGAAUGCCACUAGAGGGCAGUGCAAAGUUUGCUAUGACAUCUUACGCUAAUCUGUGACCAUUCUUGAUGUUUUACUAGUAACUUAACAGAAAAUUAUGUUUUUCAAGCUAAUUGUAAUCUAGCAUCAGCAAAAAAAAAACAAGACAAAUGAAAUGUCAUUCCAUUUUGUUCCAACCAAUUGGAAAUCCAUAUUUGUCCCCCUACUUCUCAUUUUCCAUGUGUCCAUGUCUUAUUCUGCUUUUUGGACAUUGGAGGUACCACUUUUCUUCCAAUUCCACAGUCUUUCAAAUGAUUCUAUAUACCUCUGUGAUACAUUAACUUUCUAGUCCAUGCGCUGUCUGGAAAAUAUUGCACCUACCAUUGAACCAUUAGUUCCUUGUGGUUCCUGACGGCUUUCUCCUUGGCCCGCUCAUUAAGCAGAGGUGACAGAUUAGCUAAGAACUGCAGAAUCACCAAAAGAUGAACUUUGAAACUCAAGGGUUGGCAAAAAGUUUCCACAGUCAACUUUUAUGUGUGUUGAAUGCUUUGCGCCUCAUUCAGUUUGUGUGCGCUUACAAGGCAAGCGUUCAAAUCAGUCAGAGCGUGACCAUAACACAUUUGAUGGAUGUGUGUGCACAUAUAAUUCCACCCAAGGCUACUCAGAUGCCUACGUCAUCCAUUAAUAUUAACUUUACAGCUGUUAGACAUUUUAUUCUCAUUUAUGAUAUUUGAGCUUAUUUAUAAUGUUGCUAUUAACUUGCUUUGUCAAUUGCUUAUCUGUAAAUUAUCUAUUUAACUUAACAGUUUGUUAAUUUAGCGUUUUAGCCCUGUGAACUCUGACAAACACUGUCCCAUAAGCCUUUUAGUGCAAUAAGCCAAUUAUUGACAGCUCUGUCGUAGACUUUCAUUAUAGAAUGCAGACCAUAGCUUAUGAGCGAAUGCUUUGGUUUUAUAUACACUAGAUGUGUUGUAUGUGGCAUUGUGUAAGAGAACUUGAAUUGAAAUGGAUUGUGUGUUUUAUGGCUGGAGUGCUGGGUUGAGUUUACAGAGGAGAUGGUUACUCUCAUGGGUAUGUUUUAUGGGAAAGACUCAGUUUGCUGUCAGGAAAUCCUGGUAAAACCUUUCAUGUAAAAAGUCAAAUGAGACAAAGUGCCUGUUUUAUAGGAAAUAUCCCUAAAACACGAUUCUAUUGGGGUACAUCUUAAAUGUGGCAUGUACAUAUGUUGGACAGAUAUUUAGCUAUUGAAACUGUUGUUAUUAAGGUAUUUUUUUGUUUUUAAGGGCCAUUUGAAUAGUUGAACUAGUAUAGAACUGACUAAACCAAGACCUAGGUCAUUUUCUUUUGAACUUUUAAACUUUUGAAUUUUCUUUUGAACUUUUAGACAUUCUUUUGAACUUUGUUUUAAACAUUUGGACAUUUUGAGUUUUUAAAUUUUCUUUUGAACUUUCAAACCCUUUUCUUCAAACCCCUGCUUGUUCAUAGCCCCUGUAUAUUCAACUGCAUUCCACACAGACCAAACCAAAGUGCCUCAGAAAUUGAAUACUGAGUAAAGGCAUUUGGAUUAUAGUAGGGGUAGGUGGAGGGUUAUAUUUGUUGACUCCGUGGCCUCCGGCACACUUUACCAUCGGCCUUAAUGUGAAUGGCACUGUGGUCUUUCUGCUCUAUAGCCACAAAUACGUGUUGACCAGUGUAGCUGCUAUUUUACAUAAACUACAUCUGCUUUUAUAUGUGGAGAGGGCAAGAGAGUUUCUGAGAAAUGACUGACAAAUAUAUUGCUGCACUUAAACAAAAAACUGUACGGUCUCAGAUUUGGCGAGACUCCCAAGGUGCUAAGAGGUGUGGUGCUGUAAUUCGGGGAUGUUAACUACGCUAAUCUGUCUAACUCUGCAUUCACUUUUCACCAGGUGAAAAAAAAAAGUAGAUUUUUAGAGCCUUGUUUGGAAUUUUUUCAGGAUGUGAUUUUUGGUUAGCUUGCUAACUUCUUAGAAAAAUUGUGUUGGUGAAUUACCAAACCCACAUAACGUGGUGAUAUAUUCAGACAGCUGAAAUAAAAUGUCGGUUUCAGCAAGUUAACUGUAGUUUAGCUCUGUAAACAAAAAAACCUUGCGCAAAUGUCAAAUGGCUUCGGUGCUCUUUUUUUUUUUUUUUUUUUUUGAUGUUUUGAGAACUGUUACUUCUCUGCCGCUACCAGCAUUUGAACUUACUUGAAUAAGGGGAGUGAUCAGUAGAACCUGCACCCAUAUGCACGUUUGGCUUUAGAUGACCGCAUAUAGAGCCUUCUGAAGUUGCCACGGAAUAAAUCGCUAUAAAAAAGUCCUGUAGGUGGGGGAUUGCGUAGGGGUGGGGGCUUUGUUUAGUUGGUGGGUGUGGCUUAAAUGACACCUCCCACUAAAACUGUGACGUAACACUCUCCACCCCUUGGUUUAAAGCUGGACUGUGGAUACCUUAAAGCAUUUUUAAUUCAGAGAAGUAUAUUAGUAUAUUUUUAAAUAAUGGAACUUCAUAAUUCACAUUAAUUAUUUUUGCUAACAAAGUCUAUGAAAGAUAAGCAAAAGAUGAUAAUAGUGAUGUCAAUCAUCAUAGUGACUAAUAAUUGGGCUAAUAUGCAAUAGACUAUUGACUAGUAGAUUCGUCUCGUCUUGUUUUUUUUAAAUGAAAGUCGUUCGUGAGUGUCUCUGCAUUGUCCUACGGUAUUUAUGAGUGAAAUAGUUUAGUUCACAAAGGGAUGAAGCUUCAGUCCUCUCACGCUAUUACUUCUAUUGACUUAAACAUGAAGGUACUGCCUCAAACAUUUCCAUUUAGUUGAUUAAACAAGGAUGAUUCACACAAAAGCACAAGCAUCCUCUUGAACUCGAUAUAAUAAUAGUGUCUGAGCUGAAGUGAUUCAUUGUUUUCUUCAAGCUUAGAGUAUUUGCUGCUUGAUGUUAUUUUUCUGGCUUUGCUGAGGUGAAGAUUCAUCCUUUGGGCAGACGAGUUAGUGGAAUGUGCCUUUUCUGUUGGUGCUGUUCUUAAACAGAUAAAAUACAACAUUUGUAAGGGCCCAACUAGCCUAUAUUGAAGUUAUAUUGAUAUGAUAUGCUGUAUACUGUGUGUUCAAGAGUGUUAAAACUGUAUGUGUGGGUGUGAUUUGUGCCUCUUUAUUCGCCAAGAACACAUUAGAUCACAGAGCUUGCCAGUUAUAGGGUCUCAGGACCAAACUUUCUAUAAGGGUUAUAGCUACUUUUUGUAAGGAUUUGGCACUGCACAACUAAUAGAUCAAGCACUGACCAGGCGAGCUAUACCGUAAAGAGCCUGGAAACUUAUCCCAAGCAUCGUUUUCUCAUUAUUAUUAUUUUUUAUUAUUAUUAUUAUUUGUCUUCAAACCAUUUUUAACAACCAAGACAAAUCUGUGUUCUCUAUGUUAUGAAAUAGCAAUAAUGAAAUUAGUUAUGUCACUAAUAUUUGGCCUAAAUUCCAUUUUAGACAACUUUUCAUAAAUGAACUUCACAGAUCCAACUGUUACCUUUAUUAACAUGAUGAUUGGUGAUGAUAAAAUGAGGAUCUCUAUAUCUGUGAUUAAAGACAGCACAUUAUGUUUCAGAUUUAUCAUACUAUGCAAGUUUCUCAUCUUGAAGGAGCUUCAUAAGAUUCUUUCAGCACUCUUUCCAUUGUGAUGCAACACAAUGAUAUAAUGGUUUAGUUCAAGUGUGAUGAAAUAAUAUUAAAGAAUUGAUAACAGAUUUGUCCGGUUUUGAAACCGUCUUGUCCAGUCUUUUGUUUUAUCUCCACCUUUCUAAUUGUGGACUUUCAUUGUUUGUUCUAUUUAAUUGUCGAUAUUUUAAUUAAAACUGUAUGUAUGCAAACUUUGAUGGAUAUGUCUUUUUGAACUGUUUGUCUUUCACAAAAAUUAUACAUCUGAAUAAAUAUUGAAUGUA
Molecule: messenger RNA, 7559 nt
Organism: Carassius gibelio (silver crucian carp)
Lineage: Eukaryota; Metazoa; Chordata; Actinopteri; Cypriniformes; Cyprinidae
Product: protein argonaute-3
Exons: 19
Coding region: 533-3136 (867 amino acids)
Biological process (GO): regulatory ncRNA-mediated gene silencing; regulation of stem cell proliferation
Molecular function (GO): protein binding; RNA binding
Source: RefSeq, a predicted model, not a curated record